This is a messenger RNA of Acanthosepion pharaonis, 786 nucleotides long. Lineage: Eukaryota; Metazoa; Mollusca; Cephalopoda; Sepiida; Sepiidae. The record is from the annotation of a GenBank genome assembly.
AUGGGCCAAUCAGAUCUAACUAUCUAUCUAUUUUUAUUUUUAUUUAUUUAUCAGUCACUGUUCAUAUAUAUCUGUCUCUUAUUUUUAUCAUUCUAUUCACAUCUAUCUAUCUAUCUAUCUAUCUAUCUAUCUAUCUAUCUAUCUAUCUAUCUAUAUGUCAAUUCCUGUUCGUAUCUGUUAUUCUGUAUAUCUAUCUAUCUAUCAGUCUUCGUUCAUCUAUCUAUCUAUCUAUCUAUCUAUCUAUCUAGUUCCUGUUCGUAUCUAUCAUUCUGCAUAUCUAUCUAUCUCUCUAUCUCUCUAUAUAUAUAUAUAUAUAUAUCUAUAUAUCUAUCUAUAUAUAUCUCUCUAGAUAUUCUAUUUAUGUUCAUCGUUCUAUCUAUCUAUCUAUCUAUCUAUCUAUCUAUCUAUCUAUGUAUCUCUGUCAUUGCAUACUAUCUAUCUAUCUAUUCUAUAUCUAUUCUAUGUUCAUAUCUAUCUAUCUAUCUAUCUAUCUAUCUAUCUAUGUGUCUCUCUGUCAUUCUAUGUUCAUAUCUAUCUAUCUAUCUAUCUAUCUAUCUAUCUAUCUAUCUAUCUAUGUGUCUCUCUAUCUAUCUAUCUAUCUAUCUAUCUAUCUAUCUAUCUAUCUAUCCAUGCAUUCCUUAUCUUUCUUCUUUCUCUUCGUCACUUACUCUUUCUUUUUUGCUUUUAUUCUAUACCUUCUCUUCUUUACCCUCUUUCUUCUCAUCGUCUACUCUCCAUUCUUUUUUCUCUUCCUUUUAUUCUACACAUUUUCCUUCAUUCAAUUAA